Messenger RNA from Nannospalax galili (Upper Galilee mountains blind mole rat), 573 nucleotides. RefSeq names its product interferon-induced transmembrane protein 3. The coding region runs from base 58 to 381 and encodes 107 amino acids. NCBI's taxonomy places the organism in Eukaryota, Metazoa, Chordata, Mammalia, Rodentia, Spalacidae. Gene Ontology annotation, cellular component: plasma membrane. The record is from RefSeq and is a predicted model, not a curated record. Gene Ontology annotation, biological process: response to type II interferon; type I interferon-mediated signaling pathway; response to interferon-beta. The transcript has 3 exons.
GGUUCUGCAAUGUGGUGCGUGACCAGCCAGUAGGAAACAAGCCUAAAAAUCCGGGAGAUGCCUAAGGAACAGCAAGAGGCAGCAGUACUGGGGGGACCCCCUGGUUCAACUUCUGUGACAACCACCGUCAUCAACAUGCCCAGUGAGAUCUCCAAGCCUGAUCAUGUGGUCUGGUCUUUAUUCAACACACUCUUCAUGAACUUCUGUUGCCUGGGUUUCAUAGCUUAUGCCUACUCCGUGAAGUCUAGGGACAGGAAGAUGGUGGGUGAUAUGACUGGAGCCCAGGCCUACGCCUCCACAGCCAAGUGCCUGAACAUCAGCUCUCUGGUCUUCAGCAUCCUUGUGAUCAUUAUUUUCAUCAUCAUUUACUCCACCAAAUAGUCGCCAUCUUGCAAACAUUCUCACAGAAGAUAACAGAUUCUGGGGGCUUCUAGUCCUGCCUUGUCCUCCACAGUCCAUAGCUCCCCUCACCCUGGGCUGAGGUCCUUACCCUUUACUCCAUGCAUAUGCAAAUGUUAUCCAUCUGUCCACACUGAAUUCAAUAAAGUGCACAUGGUGGCACCUAUGCUGUGA